UGGAAGCUGCUCAGACGAGUUUCCAUUGUGGGCGGGGCCGGGCUGCGCGGACCCGGAAGUGUCUCCCGGGUCUCUGGUCGGACAGCGGGUCGUGUGUCAGCGCGAUGAGUGACGCGGUCCCGGUGGUCCUGAUGGACCUGGUCCACGGCUGCGGUCCGGGCUGCACCGGCGCGCCUCCACCGGGGGACCCGGCUCGCGUCUUCUUGCUGUGCGGGGACUGUUCUCGGGACGACCUGCGUGGCGGGAGCGUGCACGUGCUGGACUCUGUGUCCACGGCGCACUGUUUGCUCUGGUUCACGCGGACCCUGGACCGGAUAGACGUGAGCUCGGUCUGUGUCUUCACCACCCCGCGGGGGCGGGAGCGGCUGUCUCUCUAUGUGCGGCGGCUCUUCACAGCCGUGUACACCUUUGAUUACCGCGUGCGCGCGCUUAUCUGUGCGAGCUGCGCACGUCCCGCCCACUCGCACCCACCUGGUGAAGCGGUCAGCGUGGAAGAAGAGGUGACGGCGCUCGCGCAGGCGCUCCCCGCACUGGGGGGAGGAGUCCGGGUUCUGACGUCAUCCCUGAUCCCACAAUGUUUCGGUCACGGCUUCAGCACUCGGACCGGCGGCGUGUCGCUCAUCCCGACCCUCUCCUCCCUCAACCUGUUCAGCAGCAGCAGGAGGAGGGACGCCGAGGCCGUGGUGCAGGAGAACCGCCGCAGACUGGCUGUCCACGCCGGCUUCCACCCGCUCUCUCUGCGUCUGGUCAAGGUGGAGCAUGGCAGCCGUGUGUGGGUCGUGGGCCGGGCUGAGCCGGGGAGCUAUGACGCCAUGGUAACAGACCGCGCCGGCGUGGUGCUAGCGGCGCCGGGAGCAGACUGCAUGCCGAUCCUGUUCGCCGAUCCCAGGUCAAAGGUCAUCGGAGCCGCUCACGCAGGCUGGAAGGGAACGCUGAUGGGUGUAGCCAUGGCGACGGUGGAGGCUAUGGUGACGGAGUUCGGUUGCCGGGUGAGCGACAUCAUGGUUGCCAUGGGACCGUCGGUGGGAGCCUGUUGCUUCACGCUGGACAGACAGCAGGCGCAGGACUUCCUCCGGAUCGACCGGGGCUGUGUCCCUGAUCCAGAGUCAGCCCGACCCCACGUAGACCUCCGCCUGGCCAACAGAGUCCUUCUGCAGAGAGGAGGCGUCCUCUCUGGACACAUCCAUGACCACAAGGAGAUGCAACGCUGCACCUCCUGCCACCCUGAAGACUUCUUCUCACACGUCAGGGACGGACUAAACUUCGGCACCCAGGUGGGCUUCCUGUGGAUCAGGGGGACGGACUGACAGCUGGACACAUCUGGAGACACUUAGACAUCUGCUGAUUCUACUGUACUACUUUUAAGGUAAAGGAGCUCAGAUAAACUGUUACUGUUUUUAUUUUCCCGUUGUGGCAUUAGUACCACAGUGGACGGGUACCUGUGAAAAGAUAUUUCAGUGUUCUGAGUAAUUCUCCCUCCAUUGCUGUUCCAUUACAACCGAUUCAGUCAUAUCAAACAUGUGACAUGUUGAAUAUGAUUUUAUUUGAAGGACUUUACAAGUGAAACAACUUCAACCAUUUUCAUGUUGUAUUAGCUUUCUUUUCUAUUACAAUCCAUAAAAGGCUCCAAAAUAAAACCAAACUCCUCCAUCAGGAUCUAAUAAUUAAACUAAAUUCUGUGUGUUAAAUAAA
This is a messenger RNA of Gasterosteus aculeatus aculeatus (three-spined stickleback), 1692 nucleotides long. It is a transcript of the gene lacc1, whose product is annotated as laccase (multicopper oxidoreductase) domain containing 1. Gene Ontology annotation, molecular function: copper ion binding. NCBI's taxonomy places the organism in Eukaryota, Metazoa, Chordata, Actinopteri, Perciformes, Gasterosteidae. The record is from RefSeq and is a predicted model, not a curated record.